Molecule: messenger RNA, 2914 nt
Organism: Linum tenue
Lineage: Eukaryota; Viridiplantae; Streptophyta; Magnoliopsida; Malpighiales; Linaceae
Source: the annotation of a GenBank genome assembly
GAGUUGUUUCCAGAAGCUUCCUCUGGUUUCUCAAAUCAUCAGCGCCAAACGCAAAGCAAAGAGCCCUACCAAAAUACAACAACUGCAACAUCAACGCGAACCCUUCGGAAAGGGAGGGCAAAAGCCAGUUUCCAGAGCGAACAAAGAAAAGAAGCAGCUUUAAAAGCUUUCUUGCGGCUGAUUUUCCACGGGGGUUUUGGGGUUCCUUCUCUCAUAGUUAGCGAACGCAGCAAAUUGAAGGAGGGCAUUCAAGAAAAAGGAGCAAUGGGGGUUGAUUACUACAAGAUAUUGCAAGUGGACAGGAACGCCAGCGAUGACGAUUUGAAGAAGGCUUAUAGGAAGCUCGCUAUGAAGUGGCAUCCCGAUAAGAAUCCUAACAACAAGAAGGAUGCCGAAGCCAGGUUCAAACAAAUCUCUGAGGCGUAUGAGGUUGUUCUCAGCGACUCUCAGAAGAGGGCAGUGUAUGAUCAAUACGGUGAAGAGGGUCUAAAGGGUCAAGUACCACCACCUAAUGCCGGUGGAACUUCUUACUUCUCCGGGGGAGAGAUGCCAUCUUCAUUCAGAUUUAAUCCUCGUAAUGCUGAUGAUAUCUUCGCCGAGGUUUUUGGUCAGUCGAGCCCCUUUGGAGGCAUGGGCGGGAUGGGAGGAAUGGGUGGAGGUAGAGGAACAAGGUUUCCUAGUGCCUUCUUUGGUGAUAAUAUCUUUGGAUCGUAUGGUGAAGGAGGUGGUUCAAUGCACCAAAGUGCUCCUAGAAAGGCCGCCCCAAUUGAGAAUAAUCUUCAUUGUAGCCUUGAGGAGCUCUACAAGGGUACUACCAAGAAGAUGAAGAUUUCUAGAGAGAUAGUUGAUGCAAGCAACAAGUCCAUGCAGGUGGAAGAGAUUAUAAACAUUGAUAUAAAGGCAGGAUGGAAAAAAGGCACCAAGAUCACAUUCACCGAGAAAGGUAAUGAGCAGCCAGGCAUCAUUCCUGCUGACCUGGUUUUCGUCAUUGAUGAGAAGCCACAUCGUGUGUUCACACGAGAUGGAAAUGACUUGGUCGUCUCGCAAAAGAUCUCAUUGGCAGAGGCGCUGACCGGCUACACUGCCCAUCUCACAACCUUGGAUGGGAGAAGCUUGACUAUUCCGGUCAAAAACGUGAUUCAUCCGACGUAUGAGGAAGUUGUCACCGGGGAAGGGAUGCCAAUCCCUAAAGAUCCCCCGAGGAGAGGAAACUUGAGGAUCAAGUUCAGUAUCAGGUUCCCUGCACGGCUAACCUCAGAGCAGAAGGCUGGCAUCAAGAAGCUCUUUGGCGCUUGAGGAAGAAACAGGCAUAUGAUUGUGAAUAUUCCAAAUCUACAUUCUUGUUUUGAGAGCUACUUUGUUUGUUUACUUAUGGUUUGGGGUAGCUCAGAGCAUGUAGUAGUGUGAAUCCUGGACCGAUCAUGGCGAUACAAUUUGGUGGCUGAUUAGCGCUACUUCAUGUUUUUCAUCAAUAAAUGGGUCCUUGUAUGCCCGUGUCCUUGCUGAAAAUUCGUAGGUACCCUGCCGAAUAGAAGCAGUAGGCUGUAGCAGCGAGAUAUGCAUUGUGGUUUCUUGGUUCUUAAAAUGAUGAUUCAAUUUUGAAAGACAGGGUGCUGUCAGCUAUGCACAAUUUCCUCAUUCUAGAUAUAUUCAUGACCAACUACAAGUUCAGCGAUUCUACAUAAUGGAGUUAGUACAACAGUAAGAGAUUACAACAAUUCCUAGAAGCUGCCUGCCUUUAUCUAAUUCUCAGUAAAUCUUGAAUCUAGUCACUGAAACCUGAUGACGCUGUCCCAUCUGAGUCUCUGUCUCGAUCCUGAAUUCCGUCAUCGGAAUCUGCAUUUAUGUACCCAUCGAUGUCCAUUUCUCCACCUCCAUCUCCAGAUUCAUCAAUCUCUUCUUCCUCUUCUUCCCCAUCUUCAUUCACUUCCAAAUCAUCAUCACUCAGCAACUGAAACUCACCAGUUUUACCAGCAAGGUCGCCACUGGCAUAGUCAUCAGCUGCCACCAGAUCGUCGUGGUAGAAAUCAUCAUCUACGACUUGUUGCCCAUUUCCAUCGUCAUCAUAAUCUGACCUCUCAGAACUACUGCCAUUUUCCAUUUCAUCCACCACAGGAAAUCCAGUUUCUUCAAUAUUCCAUUCUUCUUCUCUGCUGGUGUCUCCUCUUUGCUUCUUAUACAAGGUUCCUUGUGGAAUCUCUCUUUCAGGGAGUCCGACAGUUGUUAUCUUGGCUGAUGAUCUCUGCCGACUUCUUGCACUGCGGCGACCACGCUUACGACCACCCCGGGCACGAGGUCGCCCUUUCCAUGCCAAUAACCCCUCGCUGCUAGAUGCUAACUUGCGGGAGCCUGAUCUCGGGCCAGUGAUAUUUCUCUGAUGAGAACUUGUAUUAUGAGUUGUUCGUCCGCGGCUCCUUCCACGAUUCCCUCGUUCAUUGCUGAAGCCAAUACCGAGUCCAUUCCCAACAUCGAUCCAACUCUCAUCUUGAUAUGAUCCAGCUUGAGGGAUAGUUCCAGAGGCUUGAUUAUGGUUUGAGCUGUUGACCACAGCAUACUUGGUGGAAGCAAGCUUCUGAAAUUUGGGAAACAUAUGAUUACCAGAAAGCAUAGCAUCAAGCAAUUACUAAUUCAUGUUAGAGGUGGCAAAUAUCAACCCAAACCCACAAACCAUCCCAAGCCACUUAAAACCCAUCUAACCCAACCCCAUAUUGGCCCGAAUCCAUGAGGUACGUCGGUAGGGUUGAGUUAAUGGGUUUCUGAACAAUAGUAUUUAGUACCUAUACAUCUUUCUUACACUUUAGUCCCUAAACUUCCAUAAAACGCACAAGAUUUUCUGUCAAAAACUUUACAAUAAGUACCUAAGUAUUUUUUUUUUACAGUAAGUACCUAAGUAUUUAAAGUCUUCACAUUUGGU